This is a messenger RNA of Saprolegnia parasitica CBS 223.65, 1805 nucleotides long. RefSeq lists its product as hypothetical. The record is from RefSeq and is a predicted model, not a curated record. NCBI's taxonomy places the organism in Eukaryota, Oomycota, Saprolegniomycetes, Saprolegniales, Saprolegniaceae. The coding region runs from base 18 to 1736 and encodes 572 amino acids. The transcript has a single exon.
UCAUCUUUCAAUUUACCAUGGCGUCGACAAAAGACGUGGGCCACUUUGACCUUGAGGAGCGUGCCUCGUACAUCCAUUCGGCCACCAAGGGCGGCGCCGACUUUAACGAGCUCAAGUCGCCCGGUCAGCUCGAAGACGGCGGUGCGCUCGUGUCUGGCGGGGCCAUCUCGCUUGUGUCGCGCGAGGCCUUUGCACUCUUCUCGCAGUACUUUGCCAUCGGGAUUCUCUACGGCAUGCUACCCGCGAUGCAGUACCCCGUCUUCAACAACUAUCUGCACAUGGAAGGCUACCAAACGUCGGCGUACAGCGUCCUCGUCACGCUCGGCUGGUCAUUCAAGGUCUUCUUUGGCAUGCUCUCGGACUGCUUUCCCAUCUUUGGCUACCGCCGCAAGAGCUGGAUGCUCAUCGGGUGGACCGUCGCGACGAUCUGCCUCUGCGUCAUGACGUUCACGCCGUUCGGCGCGCCGUACUGCGACGGCCGCGAGAUCACGUGCCCAUCUGUGACCCCUCCGAUCGCCAACCUCACGCGCGACAACAAGCUGCAAUUCUACAACUUUGACGCGCCCAACGGCGGCACCAAGUUCAUCGUGCUCACGGUCCUUGUCGGUUUUGGCUACGUCAUGGCCGACUGCGCCGCCGACGCGAUGGUCGUCGAGUACGCCCAGCGCGAGCCGAUUGCGAUCCGCGGCCGGACCCAGACCGCGAUCUACACGAUCCGGUACGUAGGCACGAUGCUCGCGCAGCUUUGCGUCGCGUUCCUCCUCAACGGCAAGGUCUACGGCGGCUCGUUCGACUACGCGGUGACCCCGAAUGUCAUGUACGCCAUCUGCCUCGUGCCGUGCGCGCUCAUCAUGCUCAACACGAUUUUUGUGCUCGCCGAGGACAAGUCGUCGGGCAUUUCGUUCACCGAUUGGGUCGAAAGCUUCUGGGGCCUCCUCCAAAAACGCGUCAUGUGGCAGGUCGUCGCCUUCAAGUUCAUCAACCAAGUCUUUGCGUCCUUCUCUGCAACCCCGAGCUCGCCCAUCUCCAAGACAUGGGCGGGCGUCGAGCCGCUCAACGACUCGCUCUCAGGCGUCUUUGGCUCGCUCAUCACGUCCGUCAUCAUGGUUGCGAUCGGCAAAUGGGGCCUCAACUGGAACUGGCGCUGGCUCAUUGCACUCGGGUCUAUCGGCAUCGUUGUCAUCGAUGCCUUUGUCGUCUUCGUCACGAUCUGGGACAUCAUCCGCAAUCAGUGGUUCUUUAACGGCGUCGCGCUUGCCGAGAACGUUCCGUCGAGCGUCCGCUUCAUUGUGGCCACGUACUGCGCCGUCGAGAUUGCCGAUGUUGGCAACGAGGGUGCCACGUAUGGCCUUGUGAGCACGGUCGGCAACCUCGCGUCGCCGUUCGCCUCUGUCUUUUACAAGUACGUCGACUCGUUUUUUGACGUGUCCCAAGCCAGUAUUGCCCGCGACGACAACCACGUCCGCUGGGAAGUCACGUACACGUACCUCAUUGCGUAUGCGUUCAAGAUUGCUGCGCUGGGCUGGCUCUUUCUCCUCCCGCCGCAGAAGGCCGAGAUGCAGGCACUCAAGAAGCGCGGCGAGACGAGCAAGCUCGCAGGUGCCAUCUUGGUGGUCGUCUUCUUCCUCGCUCUCGCCUUUUCCGUGACGACCAACUUUAUGUCGAUUUACCCGUCGACCAAGUGCUACCGCAUUGCCGGUGGGAAGGGGACGGUCAACGGGUCGUGCCCCAAGUAAGAGAUUUUUCGAGAGUCGACAAUGUUACGCCUGUAUAAAGUAGUUUGUGUCUUUCGAUGGUGUUGCCGG